Molecule: messenger RNA, 6909 nt
Organism: Serpula lacrymans var. lacrymans S7.9
Lineage: Eukaryota; Fungi; Basidiomycota; Agaricomycetes; Boletales; Serpulaceae
Exons: 12
Coding region: 1-6909 (2302 amino acids)
Biological process (GO): monoatomic cation homeostasis
Cellular component (GO): cation channel complex; axon
Molecular function (GO): monoatomic cation channel activity
Source: RefSeq, a predicted model, not a curated record
AUGCCCAGAAAGACUGACGCGACUCCCAGAAGGCCUUCUGGCUUCAAGCCUUUACAAAGAAGGUUAUUUUCUCAUGACUCGACAAAUACCUCUUCAAGUCAAUCAGAGAGCCUGGUAGGAGAGUCUGGUGAUAGUGGAAAUGAUGAAGGACGGAGGCAUACCCGACUAGCUUCCAAAGCGUCAACCUUGCAGACGUUUAUGAAUAGACGAGACGAUCCGUCCUCGGAAAAGAUCGUCGCCGGUAAUUGGACUGAAGAGCCCUUGGUUCAGUCGCCGGUCGUGGCUCCUGACGAAGACGUUUCUUACGUUCUAGAAAAGAGUACACCGCCUCCGAAGCUCGUUUCUUCUCUAAGAUCUGAUACUAAGACCUCCAGCUCGACUCCCGCUUCAGAAAAAUCAGGUGCGCCGCCAUCGAGGACACCAUCUAGAGUACGCUGGGACAGGUUACGCCAGCAUGUCGUUCCUUCAGCUACAUCUCGCCCCGAUUCACCCUCUUCAGCAGCAUCGCAUACAAGCAGUACUCAGACUUUACCGCCUUCUCGUCCUCAAACUCCAAAGCCUUCUCGUCUGGCGAGGUUAGGCUUUCGGCAGGUCGUCGAGCAUGCUCGUGAAGCUGCUAUUGAUGAUUCUCGUAAAUUUUCAGACGAAGUGUUCCGAAUAUGCUGGACUGCUCGGACGGAUGAGGCUCCUAGCGUUGCGCAGAGUGACCGUGAGCCGACAUUGGGAACUAUGGGGUCUUCUUUGUAUCUGCCUUUCAUGUCCAAUUCGGCACUGUCCUCGGCCACAAAUAUGAGUACAGCUACUCUCAAUCAGAAGAAUGAUAUUCGUAGACCGCAAUCCUUAUACUCCUUGGCGCAGAUAUCUUCAACCAAAUCUUUGCAUGAAGCAGUCCUUCGUUACUCUUCUCGGAAUCCAUCGUGUCUACCGCACGAAAAUAUCGCUUUAUCCACAUUAUUAGUUCCGUUCGUGUCUCUGGAUAUUGGAAAGUCUAUGGAAGAAGAUAGGUGGCUUGCAAUCGAGGCUUUUGAAGUCGCCGUGAAGGCUUGGAAACCUGCAUCUCAUGAGUUUGCUGUUCAACGCUGUCUAUGGUGCUGUAAAGCCGCAUCCAAUCCUUCUUCUGUGAGGAACAGGAUUAUCGGUGUACUGACAUCACUAUUAUUCCCGCGGGAUGGGUCUUUCAAAGUUAAUGCCCCCGAUGACUUUCGGUCUUUGGUACGGGCUCUCUUUUCUCUCCUUGCAGCUAUGUCUGUUCAACAUCAAAAUCUCUCUGAAACGGCCGUAAUCAAAGAGCUGAUUUCGCAAAUACGCUCAGGAACAUGCGGUGUUUUAGCCACAUAUUUAUUGGAAGCAGAAGUCGACGGGAAGCUGCCAGCAGACUUCGACGAGGCAGAUGUAAGGAAUAUGUUUGUAGCAGAAGCUCUAGUCCAAAGCAUAAAUUUUGGCGUGGAGUCACACCGGAGGUGGAUUUUCCAUAAUUAUUUGGAAGUGUAUUGGCCACAGCCGAGAUCAUCAGCACCUCUUAAUCCUUUGACUGAAUCGAUAAAUGUCCGCAAACUUAUCACUUUUAGCUAUGCAGCAUUAGCUCUCCUCCCUAAAAAGGUUAUCGAUGCCAGUACUAUGAAGGACGCGGAGCUCGUUGUUUACAUAUUACAAACGCGAGUAUUCAUCGAAGUUCAAUGUCUCACAGGAAAGCAAGCUAUUGAGGUCCGGAAACAAUAUGUCAAAGUGAUACUGGAUAUACUCCGCCUAGCCGAUGCUCCGAAUUUGUCCGGUUUUGCAGAGAGAAUCAUCUCACAAUGGUAUAAUGAAAAAUCAGAGUGGCAGGAUAGUUUUGAAAGGACGAUUCAGUGCUGUCUUGCCAAUGAUGAUUGGCCUGUCAUCUUGAAGCUCCUGUCCACCUUAUUCAAAGUACUUCCUGACAGUGUUCGCAGACCUCUGUUCACGGAAUCUAUGUCAUCCUUACAUGAUAGACUGGUUAUAGAUCCACCCCCUUAUCCUUGUUUACCUCUCUCCCGAAUUUUGGGCGAUAUUGCCCAAGUCUACCCUCAACUCUUCUUCAAACCACUGUUUGCAUGCGCUGCGUCGACCAAAGAGCUGGCUAUUGUGAAUCAGCUCUUGAUUUUAACAGCUUUAUCUCGAUUUUCUCCAGAUUUUUGGAUCCGAGAUCCCGAAAUGAUUUGCGUCGCGCUCAUCAGUGGAGUCGGGGGGGAUGGAACGGGAAAUGGGGAGCUAUCGUGGGGAAAAGUCAGGUUGGGUCAGAUGGUCAUACUAACUGAGCUGAUCGCAUCGGUCGAACGUUCACACCAAGUUCAUAAUGGCUUGCUGUAUCCAGAUUCUCUGACUGUAACUGCAGUGAGGUUCUUCUCUGUUCUGGAGGCUAGGCUUGGAAUCAUUUUAGAGGCGAUGGAGCAUACUACUUUAGUGCCUUUAUCGCAACGAAUAUUGCUCCUCGUACUUUUUAAUCAGAUUAGACUGUUUACUCGGUCCCUCAAGCGAUUAGGAUGGUAUUCGAUUGCUAUCACUUGGCUUCUGCAAUCAGAUGUUGGGGCCGAAAUUCAAGGAUUGGAGGAUCCAAUCGAUGAAGAUGCGUUAGACGAGAUAGUCAACUCGAUGAACAAAUUGGAAGCGCUAUACAUAACAGCACAAGAGGGCUUACGGGUAUCUCAUCAGCGCCGAAGUACUAUGGUACUGCCCUUCAAACAUGACGGCAGUAUCUUUCGUAGUAACAUUGCGGACGGAAAUACAGAAAUUAUGACUAUCUUUUCUGCAAGGGCACAAUUCAUUGCAUCGCUUCCCAGGAAUGUCAUUCUUCCUACUCUCGAGCUCCUCGUUACAAUCUCCAUGUCAUUGCUUGUUGACGAUUACAAGCGAAUUGGACCGUUCCUAUGGACACAGUGCCUCCAUAAUGUUGAUCAGCGAGUGACAUGUUCCGUUUUUAUGCAAUGUAUAGAGAAGAACGCUUCAGAUUUCUUGUCACUUAUAAAAAGCGAUCUGUGCAGUGAUCAUGUCACGAAACUUCGUUCUAUCCAGGGAAUGGGUACGCUGAUAAAUCAGCGGUUUCAGAUAUUAUCACAGAAUUACAUUGUGGAUCGAAAAAGUCGCAGGCCCUUCAAGCUAGCUCGAGAUCCACUUCCAUUCAUUGCAACAGAUAUCGGCUCUAGUUUGUAUGUCAGGGAAGACGACACGGACGAUUCGCAUAGCCACCUGCCUCCUGAGUUACGCAGGCGUCUGUCUGAAGUAGGUUGGAUGGAAGACAGUAGACCCGCCGAUCAGAAGUGGGAGUGGGUUAUGACACCAUUAUCAUUACUUCCAAGCUAUCGAAUCGAUCGCAUGGAUGGUAGCGUCGAGCAGUUCUCAUCCUCACCCACUAUGUCUCCUUUAUCCACUCCUACAAAGCCACGUUCUUCGAGCGAUGCAUCUGAGCAUCCUUCUCUUGGUUCAUCUAACCACCUUGGUCGUACGAAGCGUCGUGCGGUGUUUGUACCCUCACUAGCAGCUAUCUUUCCACAACUUGCUUCAUUGGUCUUUGAUCAGCACUUCGCUGUGGCGAGCGCCGCCCGCGGUGUUCUUCUAGACAUGAUGCGUAAUGAUCCCAUACUACCGACUCGCCCUAUAUUUGAUCUUCUGGGAGACGGUCAACUUGCGUCCGCCAUAACUACGAUCCGCGCUUUCCUUCACAUUCGGACUCUGCUUCCCCCCGCUCUGACUCACUAUGCUUUCAAUAAUCUGACUGGGUUUCUAAAAUUUUCUGCUCGGGAAUCGGAAACCCAUGAAGCUCUUUACGGUUUCGCGCUUUCCGUCCCAAUUUUAUCAAAGCUCGUCACUCAAGUCAGCGAUAUGUCCAUUCGAGAGCUACGUCGAGCAAAAGUAGAUAUGUUUCUUAUUCCGACAGGUUCUUUAUGGUUUUCUGCAUCAUCUCCUUCCGGGCCAAUGUUUCCCAGAGAUCUCCAGCUCUCGCGUAACCCAUACGAAACGCCUCCCAGUCUGCUUUGGAUUACUAUGAUCCGCCUAUCCCAGAAUAUGCUCUUUUUAACCAUGUUAAAGCGCCAUCCUCAUGAUGUACAGCAAGUUCGGAAGACUAUGUCAAGGCUGGUUCUUCCAUCGAAAGAUUGUUCAACAGAGGUAAAACCCUUGGAACUAGUCGACUUUAUUCCACACACACUUCACUCACAACGAAUUGGUCUAUCGCUUGACGCUAGCUUAAGGGGCCUAUCUUUAAUGCUAUCACGCAGUUACCUACUCUUGAUUGCUCAGAUUUUUCGAUCCAUGUCUCGCCACCUGAGUGAUCGUAACGAACUGGCUGUCUUGAUUGAUGGACUCAACAGAAUUCUACUUGUUCAUGGUGACGAUAUAGGGAUUGUCUCACAUUCUAUGAUCGCGCUUAUGGUGGCGAGUACUCGUUUCCGCCGUCUGUUCACCUCUGGAGGCGGAUAUCCUCUUUUCAUACCUGCUGUUAUUAAAGUUUAUGCUGAAGCGGAGUCUCAUAUUGGCAUUAGACAGGCCAUCGAGUACGCUGCGAAUCGUUUCUACGCUCUUCAUCAUACGACAUUCCUUUUCCAAAGCCUGGACACUAUGGCUCAUAUUGUAGCUUCCAGCAACGAAGGUGAAUGGAUCACACAGAGUAUAUACACUCUUUUGUCCACACUUCAGAAAGACAUAUCUUCUGGCGCACCUGAUGCUGCUGGAAUUCAUAAUUCAAAUCGAAUGCAAGAACGAGAAGCGCUGAUGGUCAUUACGGCAGAAGAAAAGCCCCAGACCUUUCUUGCCUCCCUUCGACCUGCUGAAAAUCCAAGGAAGGACAAUAUCAUUAUCAAUCUUCCCCAAGAGUACGAGACAAAGCGCUUGCGGAUGGAUGAUUUUGUACGAUUGUUUUUAACGGUCAUCGCUCACGAUCCAACUAUUCUACGGGCUGCGCACUUUUUGCGGCUAUUAAGGUAUUUGGCGCCAUCAUUCUGCCAGUCACAAAGUGCAAAGCCAGUUCUCAGAGAGGGAAUCGAAGCGCUAGGGGUCAUACUUAUUCGUGCAACAGCGAAGCUCAAACCGUCGGAUGUUCUACCAGCCCAAUCAGUGGCCGAUUUGGACCUCGGUGAUCUAUACCAGGAAGCAUUCCUAGGGGGGAUUCUCCAUAAUAUGUCCAAAACCCCCUGCGAUGUUGCUUCUAUGCGCACAGAUUACUUAUCACUCGUCAAUGCCUUCAUCCGCGCUGGAGGCAAGUUAACUUCGGCCACCUUCCAGCGGCUAUUUGAGCUUGUCAAGCUUACGCCUCGAGAAUCGGCUAAUCAAAGCGAGCAAAUCGCCAGUUUCCUGUCUGAUUUCUCUCGAUUAUGCUUGCUCAGGGUGGAUCGACCUGGUUCAAAGGAGACACUUUCAAUACUACAAAAUCUUGCAUCAGUCAUGGCUGUCUACGCAUCGUCUGUUGGCUUUGCCGGCGUUUACGAAGCCAUCGCUCAGCUUUCAUCCGAUCUCGUGUACACGAAUGACUCGUCGUUUUGCCGUCUCGUUGUAACUGAAGUGUGCAGAGCAGGUUUGGAAGCGUACCUAGCAAAGUUUCGCGAGGAGCUACCAUCCUUGGCGUCUGCUAGCUCUAGUCUUGUCCAUCUUUUAUCGCAGGCUGUGUCAUUCCAUGGCGCGGACGUGCUUGCAGAGAUCGAGAGACUUCCCCCUUCACAUAGCUUGCUGAUGGGAGUGGUUUUACCACUAGUGUUGAAGUUGAAGACAGCGGCUGUUAUUGUUGCAGAUGGGCAUCAUACGGAUACUUGGCGACGGGAUACACAUGCCAACGCGUGGAUGCGACUUUUAUCAUACGCCAUGACAGCGUGCCAGGCAAAGAUUCGCAGUCAGAAACCCUCUCACUCUCCUGAACGAGCCAAAUCCCUGGUUAAGCGUCACCUGAGGUCAAGUACGGAAAGGAUUAUGACUAUUUUCGCUUCCCUUCAAGUCAUCAAGGCCAUUAUAGUCCGUGCAGAAGACGAUCUUUCAAUUGCUCUUACAGGCAUAUGGGCUCGUGUGGCGUCCUUCCUCAAAUCGCUUCUUGUUGAAGGAGAUGCGAGGUUCGCCAUCAAUCGUUUGGACCAAUCCGCUCCCCCGUCUCCCUUGCAAUCACCCCGUUCUAGUCUAGGCUCCAUCGGCAACCCCUUCAAUAUAGCGCCUCCCGACAUUCGUCGACGUUCAGAAUUAGUGCUCUCGCAGCCAAGAAUCGUAGAUUAUAUGCUAUGGUCUUUGCUUGAGCUUGUAUGCUUAUGUCGAAACCCUCUGCAGCUACAGCUGCGACUAUUGGGUCAAGAAAAGGUUGCCCUUCUGGACCAAGAAUUACGAUUACAAUUCACAAGUGCGACGAUCCCUCGGGGACGUCGUUUAUCGUCUUCGAUCUUCUCUAAGCCACGUCGGCGAAUAUCUAGUAUCCAUUCCAAUGUAUCAUCAGCCCCAAAUACUCAGCCUAUUCAUGUCUUGCCACCAGCUCCCAAUGCUGAUAUGUGGCAAGCCGGUUUUGAGCGGUUUUCAACGUUAUCCCCCGGAGGCACCUCACCACAUCAUAUCGUGCAUCUUGGUCCCGUCCGCCAGAAUUAUUUAACUGAUAUACGGCGAUCCACUGAAUCCACACAGGGUAUCGGACGGGACAUACACCAGCUUACGAAGUCCGCGACUGUCAAAUCACAGAGUUUGGUACGUGCAACAUAUCAGAGAAUUCGACGAGUUCAAGCCUAUAUGGGCUAUGACGUGUUACUUCCCAUGCAAAAUGGUUUCGAGGCCAAUCAAAAUGUAGAUGAAGUGAGAGCAUGGACGAAGAGGGAGGCUAUUGAAGCACUUUUGCUGGAAACGAAAUGGCUCUCAGAAGAAUUUGAAGAAAUGUUGAAGGAAGCAGAGGAUGAUACUGUGAUCGUUGACGUGGAUGAUCCACUUAGAUUCUAA